UUAUUUUUUUUUUCCUGCAGCUUUAAAGCAACAAACAGUCAAACAUGAACCAGACGUCACGGUUCAUCUUUCUUUCUGUGUCCGACUUCCGUUCAUGCUCUGUUGUUCCUGGGUGUUAAAUGUAGGAGGGGUUGUUCUUGUUCUUUCUUUCUUUUCAUUUAGGAGGGGGGGAGGUGAAGUAAUGGGGAGGGAGGAGAGGUCGUCCGUUGGAGUCCCCCCCUCCCCUCCCCGCGGGGGCCCGGCUCCAGUGUGAAGGGUUAUGUAAGUUUCCAGCCUCCUCCCUCCUCCUCACAGUCGCUGUGUUAUCGAGCAGGAAGCAGCGUCCAGAGCCGCUCGUUCAGUCAGUCAGUCCGCGAUCAGACACUAGAACCAGGCUGAGAGGAGGACACCUUCACCUCCUCCUCCUCCUCCUCCUCCUUCACCUCCUCUUUCAUCAUUUAAAGCAUAAACUCACUCCUGACCUGCUCCUGAAGGAGGAGGCGUUUUUCUUUUUUUUUUUAAACCAUGCUGCUCCUGGACGAGUCCGAGUCCUUCACAGACCAGACCCACAGCGCCCCCUUCAGCUCAGAGAAUGAGGCUCAGGGCGGCGACCCGGCCGCGUGGCCGUGCACCGCGGCCCCGUCUACCUCACCCCAGCGCCCCCCCCCCUCCUCCUCCCAGCCCGGGCCGCGACCCCACGCCAGGCCGCCAAGCCAAAGACAAAGCCCCGCCUCCCCCGCCGCCCUGACGGGAAACAAGAAGAGGAACUCCAAACCUGCACACAUGAGACGCAACAUCAGGAAGUUGUUGAGGGAGCAUCAGUUGGAGGCCGUGACCAAAGCCGCUCAGCAGGAGGAGCUGGAGAGGAGGCGUCGUCUGGAUCUGCAGAGAAAACCGGACUUCCCACUGCUGCCGGAGUACUCCACAGGCGUAGAGACAAAUCACGCGGCGUCGCAGCAGGAAGUGAAGCCGACCAGACAGGAAGUGAUCUGUCUGGACUCCAGCAGCACGAGCAUCAGCGAGGACGACGGCAAAGCCUCCGAUCUCACCUGCCGCCCCUCCACCACCUCCACCACCUCCACCUCCACCUCCACCUCCUCCACCACCUCCACGACCAAAACAGACGUCAUCUACCUGAGCUCAGGUGAGGACGACGCCAUCGCCCGCGACGCCGCCGCCACCGCCGCCGCCACCACCGAAGAAGAAGAGGAGAGCGAGUCGGGCGGCCUUCACGCCAACGACGCCCUCAACCAGCCGGACGCUCAGGGCAGAGUCCUGGUCAACCUCAACCAUCCGGCCUCCGAGGACGACAUCUUCCUGUCCUCCCAGCUGGCACGAGCUGUCAAACCUCACCAGAUCGGAGGGAUUCGUUUCCUGUACGAUAACCUGGUGGAGUCUGUGGAGCGGUUCGACCGCAGCAGUGGAUUCGGAUGCAUCCUGGCUCACAGCAUGGGCCUCGGCAAAACCCUGCAGGUCAUAUCCUUCAUCGACGUCCUCUUCAGACACACCCAGGCCCACACCGUGCUGGCCAUCGUUCCUGUGAACACGUUACAGAACUGGUUGUCGGAGUUCAACAUGUGGGUCCCGCCCCCGGAGGCGUUGCCUCCAGACACCGACCCGUCGCUGGUGUCGCCGCGAACGUUCAAGGUUCACAUCCUCAACGACGAACACAAGAACACGGCGACGAGGGCCAAGGUGGUGGAGGAAUGGGCUCGGGACGGAGGGGUGCUGCUGAUGGGCUACGAGAUGUAUCGCCUCCUGUCCCUGAAGAAGAGCUUCGUGGCGGGAAGGAAGAAGAAGAGCAAGAAGGCAGCGGGACCGGUCGUCAUCGACCUGGACGAGGAGGACCGGCAGCAGGAGCUACUGAAAGGCAUUGAGAAAGCGUUGGCCCGGCCCGGUCCAGACGUGGUGAUCUGUGACGAAGGACACCGCAUCAAGAACUGUCACGCCAGCACGUCGCAGGCUCUGAAGAACAUCCGGACCCGCCGCCGCGUGGUUCUGACCGGGUACCCGCUCCAGAACAACCUGAUCGAGUACUGGUGCAUGGUCGACUUCGUCCGACCCGACUUCCUAGGUACUCGGCAGGAGUUCAGCAACAUGUUUGAACGUCCGAUUUUGAACGGGCAGUGUGUGGACAGCACGCCGCAGGACGUCCAGCUGAUGAGGUACAGGAGCCACGUCCUGCACAGUCUCCUGGAGGGUUUUGUCCAGAGACGAGGACACGACGUCCUGAAGGACCAGCUGCCCUCCAAGGAGGAGCAUGUGAUCCUGGUCCGCCUGUCCCCCCUGCAGAGGGCGCUCUACACCGAGUUCAUGAACCGCUUCAGAGAGGCAGGAAACUCCGGGUGGCUCAGCCUCAACCCUCUCAAGGCGUUUUGUGUCUGCUGCAAGAUCUGGAACCACCCGGACGUCCUGUACGAGGCCCUGCAGAAGGAAAACCUGGCCAGCGACCAGGACUUAGACCUCGAAGACAUGACCUCCUCCUCCUCCUCCUCCUCCUCCUCGGGAAAUCCCCGAUGUCCGACCUCUCAGAAGCCCAAGAACAACCUGGACACCCCCAACCCCAUCGGAGGGCUGAGCCUCAACCAGCUGCAGGAGAAAGCCAACCAGGUCAUCACCUACGAGUGGGCUAAGGAGAUCAUGUGCGACUACCAGCCCGGAGUCCUGGAGAACUCUGCUAAGAUGGUUCUGCUGUUCCACCUGAUAGAGGACAGCGUGAGGACGGGGGACAAGCUCCUCGUCUUCAGUCAGAGUUUAUCCACCCUCACGGUCAUCGAGGAUUUCCUGGCCAAGAGGCCGAUGCCUCCUCCUCCCGGAGCCAGAGACCGGUCCAACCAGCCCUGGGUCCGAAACCUCAACUACUACAGGCUGGAUGGAAGCACCACGGCCUCAGAGAGAGAGAGACUCAUCAACCAGUUCAACGACCCCUCCAACUCCUCAGCGUGGCUCUUCCUGCUCUCCACCAGGGCGGGCUGUCUGGGGGUGAACCUGAUCGGGGCGAACCGGGUCGUGGUCCUGGACGCCUCCUGGAACCCGUGUCAUGACGCCCAGGCCGUGUGUCGCGUCUACCGCUACGGACAGAAGAAGAAAUGUCACGUCUACCGGCUCGUCUGUGACUUCACGCUCGAGAAGAAGAUCUACGACCGGCAGAUCUCCAAGCAGGGCAUGUCCGACCGAGUGGUGGACGACCUGAACCCCGUCCUGACCUUCACCCGGAGGGAGGUGGAGUCUCUGCUCCACUUUGUGGAGGAGGAACCGGACCCGUCCCAGGUCCGACUGGAGGCCCAGGACCAGAUGGAGAGAGUCCUGAGGGGGGCGCUGCACCUCUACCCCAACCUCAUCACCAAGCAACCGUUCCCCCACGAGUCUCUGCUGAUGGAUCGCAGGGAGCUGAAGCUGAGCAGCGCCGAGAAGAAAGCCGCUAAGAAAGGCUACGAGGACGAGAAGAGGGCGUCGGUGCCCUACACCCGUCCCUCCUACGCCCACUACUACCCGGCCAGCGACCAGAGCCUCACCAACAUCCCGGCCUUCAGCCAGAGGAACUGGCGUCCUCCGGUUCGUACCGAGGAGAAGCCGGUGGCCAGCGUCCGGCCGGUCCAGUCCACCCCGGUUCCUAUGACGCCCCGCCAGGCGUCCUCAGGAUCCGCCCCCAGCGCCGAUGCCGCCAGGUCCGGACUCGGAGGGUUCCCAGUCAACUGCCUGCAGAAGGCCGGCGUGUUCGUGCAGAAGAUCCUCACCACCACUGACAUUGUGAUUCCAGGCACCAACAGCUCUACAGACGUUCAGGCCAGAAUCACAGCUGGAGAGAGUAUCCACAUCAUCAGAGGCACCAAAGGGACGUACAUCCGGACGUCAGACGGACGAAUCUUUGCCAUCAGGGCGGCUAACAAGGCCAAAAUAGGGGACGAGGGCUCAACAGCGCCACCCAAAGACUCUCAAGCCCCGCCCCUGGAGCUUUCCACCAAUGGCAGUAACGGCUGCGCGUCACCUGACAGGAAGCAGCCGGUUCCUUCCAAGCCCGUGCCCCGCCCCCUUUCCCCGGACGGCCCAGAGAUCCUCAGCGAGCUGCAGAGCUACAGCGGUGGGGGAGGAGCCCCGGCGGAGAGGGGGGCGGGCAGCGCCGCCGCCGCCGCCGUCAUCCAGCCCAGCACGGACGCCACGGCGGCCCAGGACCUGAGGACGGGCUCCAAGCGCAAGGCCUCCACCCCCACCCUGGAGGAGCGGCCGGGCAAACAGCCCCCCCCCGGGAGGGCGUCCCAGGGCUUCCCCUACCCCGGGGGCUACGGCCUCCCGCCUCUGGGCCUCAGCUCGGCCAUGUUGGGGCGCCCGCUCUUCAUGGGGGCGGGGCCGCGCUACUUCCAGCCCCCCCACGCUCAGCUCAGGGACCCCGGCUACAUGUACCCGGAUCUGUUCGGCCUCAGCGGCUCCGGCGUCCCCACGUCAUCUUCCUCGUCGCCGUCGACAACCACAACAACCGCCGUCUCAUCUUCCUCAUCAACAUCAUCUUCUUCUUCUUCACUCAAAGCCGCCAGCUCGCUUCCAGGGGCCCUGCCCCCCUUCAUGCUGAGCCCCCCCAUGGCCGGGAUGCUGCCUUCAGGCUUCCCUCUGUCCUACAGCCUCUACCCCGGCUCCAUGCUCCCGGGGGGGCUCCCGGGCCCGGCGGCCACCCCCGGUCCGGCCGGAGCCAGCUUCCUGUCGCAGUACCCCCCCACCGCCGCCGCCUCCAGCUCCUCCUCCUCCUCGUCGUCGCCGUCCUCCUUCUCGCCCUCGGCCCGGUCCGACGGCCACCGGGGCCCCGUCCUGGUGAACGGGGGGGUGGGCGCGAGCAGCGGCAGCAGCUCGGAGGACGAGGACGACGACGACGUCAUCGAGGUGGGGGGGCAGUGAACUCCUCGUCUUUAAAAAGGCUUUGAGGGAAAUGGACGAUUAAAAAUUUAAAAAAAGGAUGACGAUAAAAUGCUGACAAAUAACCCCGCCCCCACUCGCUCCCCCCGCCCCCCCGGCCCCGAGCAACGAAUCCAGGAGGAAAUAAAAACGAAGAGGACUUUGGGCUUCCAAGUUUGUUUUUUGGUUUCUGUUGGCGUCGACGUGUCGAUCACUGGACUGAGUCCUGCUGAGUCUGGGCCUCCUGCAGUGACCACAGGCGGCCACUAGUUGUGCUGUAGAGAUUCUAGCUGCGCAGCUUUCGCUAAAUGUUUCAAGAGCCUUUAACGCUUUCAAUUUAAACAGACAGACCGGCGUCGCUUUAAAUUUAAAAAAUAAAAGGUUAAAAAUAAACGGUUAGCUGGUAGUGACUUUAGUUAUCGUUUGUGACUUGUUGAGUAUUGCUACUGAAUAUUUCUUAAAGAUUUUAGGAAGCGUUUUUGAUCGAACUUAAUGAUUCACUGCCGGGACGGGGGGGACGGGACGGGGGGGUUAUAUACGACAACAGGAUCACGAUGAAUCAACUUUAAAACUUCAGUGAAAGAAUGUAUGAUUAAUCAAAUGCCUUCAUACCAGGCCUUUUAUUCUGAAAAGACUAUUUAGGCAUCAGACGUGGGAAGAACUUUCUUUCUUUCUUUCUUUCUUUUUCAUUUUUUUUUUUUUCUGUGUGUGUAUUUUCUAUUUAUGUAAAUCUUUACUUUUGCCUAAAACAAAAAAAACAGCCAGGUGAUAACGAGAAGAAAACUGUGCUCCAGCGAGGCGACCUUUCCUCCUCGUAGCGGAGGGAGAAACCACCAACAGAAAAUGCCUUUUCUGCCUCCAAACCUUUCUGAAUGUUAACUGUGAGCGAGUCACCCACAGUCUUACUGUAGCCUCGAGAGAAAACCAUGCAAAACUAACUCACUCAAGCCUAUAUAUGUAUUUGUACGACCCCGGAGGAAGUUGAACUCGCCACCAUUUUGUUUUUUUUCUUUGAGUUUACGUUCGUAUCCGCGUUGUUUUUUUUUUUUAAGGGUUAGAAAAGGAAUUUAAAUAGAAGCUCGUCCGGCGAUCAGUCACGUUUUUCUCCUCUUUCAUCUCGUACGUCGGUGUGAAACCAAACCUUUGUCGUCUUUCUCGGAGAGUUGGUGCAGCUUUUUGCCAAAUGCACAAAACACACGAGGAACCUCCGUCUACUUUCUGGUAUUUCAAAUUUGGUUUUAAGCUCUAAAAGGAAAAAAAAAAAUUGCUCGAUGAAAAAUGAAACCAGACAAAGACAAAUUCUUUUUUUUUUUUUUUUUUACGCAGGUUUUGUUUGUGUUUGUUUUAAAAGCAAAUCUGAAAUACCAAAAAAAGGAAAAGUUAAAAAGAGCAUCGUGUCUUAAGAGACCAAAUAAGGUUGCAGAGCAGAACCCAGGGUACAUAUCCACCUCUGCACUGGAAGAGAGACGAGACCAAGCUCCAAUUCAGACUGAAUAUCAGAAAAACCUCCUUCCUAAAAAUGGCCGCCGCUUUAAAAACAAAAAAAUAUAAAAACUCUUUUUUUUUUUUCUUUGUUGAAAAUGGAAACGGUAUUCACUCUCUCUGUACUGAAACUGUUAGUUUACUCAUGUUUUUCUUUUUACAAUGUUUGAAUUUACCAAAUUAAUUUAUUUAUGACGGUGCAUAUUUAUUCAUUUGUAUUUCUAUUUUUGUACAAUGUCUUUUUUUUCAGUUUCUCUGUUAUUUCUGAGUUUUUUUUUAUGGUCAUAUUAGUUUGUUUGCUUUUUUUUUAGUUUUUUUGACCCAACACAUGUGAACCUGUGCACGACUUCAGAAGUUGCGCGUGGACCAAUCAGGUUUAGCAUCUUUGUAGUGAGAUUUGCAACGAGAAAUUAAACAAAACAAGAAAAACUUUAAUACUGAGCUGAACUUCUUCUUACUGACGAGCUCAGAUAAUUAGGACCCAAAUAAAAAUGAAAUAUUUUUUUUUUUUUGUGUUAACCAGUCACGUUUAAUCCGACCACAGCUGAAAGUAAAAAGUGCUUUUUUCCUUUGUUACCAUAUCAUCAGAGCUGUGUCGCCCGCUGACUGGCCGCUCUUCAGUCGCAGCGUUCUACUUGAAUUUAGGAUAUUUAUUUAUAACGGAUGGAUCCGGUCGGAGCAGCCGCCGAGGAUUCAAAUCUGCUGUCUCUGAGCUCCGGUCGAAGCCUGUUGUGUAGAUUUAUCAGUGGAUGACGACGACGACGACGACGACGAUGAUGAUGAUGAUGAUGAUGAUGACGACGUUGUGUGACCUUAGAUCCUUUUUGUUCGUUCGUUUGUUGUCGUUGUUGUUUGUUUUUUGAAGUUUGUAAAUAAACAGAAACAUGCUCUAAA
Molecule: messenger RNA, 7239 nt
Organism: Mugil cephalus (flathead mullet)
Lineage: Eukaryota; Metazoa; Chordata; Actinopteri; Mugiliformes; Mugilidae
Product: helicase ARIP4-like
Exons: 22
Coding region: 505-4866 (1453 amino acids)
Cellular component (GO): nucleus
Molecular function (GO): ATP binding; ATP-dependent chromatin remodeler activity; ATP hydrolysis activity
Source: RefSeq, a predicted model, not a curated record